Molecule: messenger RNA, 2220 nt
Organism: Parastagonospora nodorum SN15
Lineage: Eukaryota; Fungi; Ascomycota; Dothideomycetes; Pleosporales; Phaeosphaeriaceae
Exons: 4
Coding region: 1-2220 (739 amino acids)
Molecular function (GO): crossover junction DNA endonuclease activity; 5'-flap endonuclease activity
Source: RefSeq, a predicted model, not a curated record
AUGCACCCAAGUGGCACGAAUCCUGCGCUUCGUACCUUCUACUAUCGCCUCCUACGACUGAUCGCCUUGUCCAUUCAUCCCGUCUUCGUUUUCGACGGCCCCAACAAGCCGCCCUUCAAGCGCAAUAAGCGCACGGGACCUAACGUUGCCUCCAUCCCCGAAUUUCUGGCGAAGCAGUUAUUGAAACAGUUUGGAUAUCCCAUACAUCUUGCGCCUGGCGAGGCCGAGGCAGAAUGCGCACUUCUCCAGCGCGAAGGCAUAGUCGAUGCUGUUUUGAGUGAGGACGUCGAUACGCUGAUGUUUGGGAGCGGCAUCACGAUCCGCAACUGGUCACCAGAGAAGGGGUCAUCAGGCAAGACUCCUACGCACGUCAACGUCUAUGAUGCUGUAGAGACGAAGAGUGGACCUUCAGGACUGGAUCGCGAUGGCAUGAUUCUGGUCGCGCUGAUGAGUGGAGGCGACUAUGUGCCAGAAGGCAUACCAGGGUGCGGCCCGAAGACGGCGUGCGAAGCAGCCAAGGCAGGAUUUGGUCGCGAUCUCUGCCGCAUACCGACUAGCGAUAAAAGAGCUAUGUCCGAGUGGCGAGAGAGACUACAGCACGAGCUGAAGACGAACGAGAGCAAACUCUUCAGACGAAAGCACGGCACCCUCAAGAUUCCCGACGACUUUCCCCGACUGGACAUCCUAGGAUACUACACGCACCCGGCGAUUUCGAAUCAGGUCGGGCUGGACAAGCUGCGACGCUCGAUCAACUGGGACCAAGAUCUCGAUUUUCCUGGACUGCGAGACUUCACUCAUGAUGCCUUUGACUGGGUCAAGCUGGAGGGUGCGAAGCAUUUCAUCCGCAGUCUUGCACCUUCUUUACUUGUUCGCCAGCUGCGCAUACGAUCCAAGGACCUGGAUCGACUAACUACGGACAACCUGAAAGCGAUACAAGAGGACGAAUCUCUGUUGGUCAAAGGGAUACAUGGGAAGCGACAACACCCGGUGACUGAUAAUUGCACAGAGUUGCGCGUGAGCUUCACACCUAUCGAACUUGUCACCAUCGACUUAGAUCAAGAAGAGCCAGAUGAUGAGCCAGAUCUGCCGCCUGCAGGCUCGCAAACGGGUGAAGUCGAUCUAGACGAUGAAGUAGCUGAUGAACUUGAAGACGAUGGCCCGAAGAAGCGUGGACCAACGAAGUUCGAGCCUAGCAAGCCUGCUAGGAUAUGGGUAUUGGAAUCGAUCGUCAAAGUCGGCGUACCCUUGACUGUUGAGGACUGGGAAGCUGGGAGGCAAACGAAGCAAAAGCCUCGACGACCUGCCAUGGCGCAGGAAACAGCGAGCACCGCGCCGAAACCCACCAAGGCACGGCGCACGAAGCCCGCAAAUAAUGUGCCUCAAGCCUCCAUCAACCAAUUCGCAAAGGUUACAAAGCCAGGGUCGAAGCUUUCCCGCACAUUUGCGAAGACUCUGGAUGACCUCUCUGAGACACGGCAGCCUACACCACAAAUCGAGGAUGUCAUAGAUUUAUUGUCCUCUCCACCUGUGGCUCGGAGGAGUGUUGCGCCGGCACCAAGACCAGCCUUUACGAAGUCGCCUUCCCCUGUCUUGCCAGACUUGCCCGCGAGCGUGACGAAGAGGAAGAAACGAAUGCCGAUGCAACGUUCACACACCCUUCCAGCGCAGCUUGGAGAGACAUUUGAACGACCCAAGACACCACCAUUGCUGAACACGGUGGAUUCAUUAGAUCUGCUCAGCUCGCCGGUUCUCCCCUCGCCAUCACAGCUACCCACAAAGAAGGCAAAGACUCGCACUAAGACGACACAAGCUGGGAGAGCGCCUCGUGCUAGUGCCUCCAGCUUCUCGAAGAACUGCUGCUACAUCCACGACUCGGCCACCAUUGACCUCGAUAUCUUCCAACUCAUCGUCACUGUCAUCAUGCUCGAUACCAGAGAGUCGGAAGAGCUCCAAAGAACAAAUACCUACUACACGCAGCAGGCGCACAUCACCUCGUUUGCGCAAGACAAAGUCAGCAUCUCCUGGGGUGGAAAGUCCGCAUGGAAAGCGCGCGAGAAGAAGAAGCGCCAGGUCAUAUUGCGCAAAAGUGUCGCCGGUGGAUGGAACUUUGCAGACGUCGAUAGUCCACAGAAAGUGGGUGGUGGUGGGGAUGCGGUGUUGAAGGGCAAGGAGCGGAAGAAGUGGAGGGAGAGCGAAGUUGAUUUUUUGGACCUGACUUAG